Molecule: messenger RNA, 554 nt
Organism: Drosophila innubila
Lineage: Eukaryota; Metazoa; Arthropoda; Insecta; Diptera; Drosophilidae
Exons: 3
Coding region: 36-476 (146 amino acids)
Source: RefSeq, a predicted model, not a curated record
AUUAAAUAUUAGAAAUCAAUUCGAUCUAUGUAAAGAUGGCUUGCAAAAGGAAGACGAGGCUGUGGGUGCCUCAGGACAGUUCGGACAUGAGGACAACCACACAGAUAAUGCUGGAGCAGGGAUCUCGACCACAGCGCACAAUAUGCACCACCGAGCACAAGUUGGUCAACUUUCAGUCCUUUAAUAUGGAUGAUCCGCGUUAUGGCCCAAUCGAUACUGAGGAGGAGCUGGUACAACCGCUGAGAUCUGGCUAUAUGCGUGAAUUCACCCAGCCAUAUCCAUCGCGUUGUAAGCCACUCGAACCGAAAGGGGGAACUCCCGACUUUAUGUUCAAUCGCUUGCCAAAGAAUGACUUUGAUCCGAAUACAGGAACUGAUUACAAGUUUCUCGACGACCACAUGCAUAUUAUUCCCGAAGUUCGCAAGAAAGUCAACUUUUUUCGUCAAUUGCGCAAUCAAUCAUUUCUGCUUUAUUGAAUGCAGCGAAAUUUCAAAAUUGUAAUGGCUGAAAAGAAAAAGAAAAGAAAUUGCUAUUGUUGAGUUUCGUGAGCAUAA